This is a messenger RNA of Dermatophagoides pteronyssinus (European house dust mite), 7180 nucleotides long. RefSeq lists its product as uncharacterized. NCBI's taxonomy places the organism in Eukaryota, Metazoa, Arthropoda, Arachnida, Sarcoptiformes, Pyroglyphidae. Gene Ontology annotation, molecular function: protein binding. The record is from RefSeq and is a predicted model, not a curated record.
AACAGCAACGAUGAUGACAAAUGUUGGAAAUGAUAAUACAAUAAUGAUGAAUAAUAAUAAUACACCAUAUCCAAGUCCAAAUGAAUUAAUACAUGCUAUAUUAAAUGGAAAUAUUUGUAAAGGUUUUCCUGAACCGCCAUCAAAAUUAGUAAAAUUAUUUAUUAGUUCAACACGUACAGAUUUUGAAAUUGAACGACAACAUUUACAUGAAAUUGUUUUACCAAAAUUAGAACGUUAUUGUAAUAGUUUAUCAUUAGAUUUAUUAGCUAUUGAUCCACAUUGGCAAUUACAACCACCACCACCAAUUUUAGAAUCUUGUUCAAUAAAACAACAGAAUUCCUGUAAUAAUGAUAAUAAUGGUGAUAAAUGCUCAACAAUAAAUACGACACGACAACAACAACAUCAACAACAACCAACAACAGUUACACCGGUGAUAUAUGAACAAAAUUCUAAUUUAAUUGAUCCACAUGAAUUUGAUUUACAAUUAAAAGAAAUUGAAGAAUGUUCACAACAAUCAAUAUCAACAUUUUUUAUGUGUUUAAUUGGUCAUAAAUAUAGACCAAUUGCAUUACCAACAGUGAUUGCAUCGAAUGAUUUUCAACAAAUAUUUACAGCUGCUGCUGAAUCUGGUUUAGGUGAUGUUAAUCUAUUACGUUCUUGUUAUAAAGAGAAUCGUAAUCUACAACCAGAACCACAUUAUGUAUUGUUAGAACCACGUCGUGCAUCACGACAAUAUGAAGAAGAAUUAGAACAUAUUGCUAAAUUAGUUGAAUAUGGUUCAAAAGUUGCAGCACGUGAAGGAUUAUUAAGUAAUAAUUUUGGUAUUGUAAUGUCGGCCGUACAUCAACAAACAUUACAUGCAUUAUAUUGUGCACGACAAUAUCAAUUAGGUGGUUUAGUUACAUCACCAACAACUAUGAACAUUACAAAUCGUCAUCAUCAUCAUCAACAUCAUUAUCUACAGCAGCAACAACAAAUUCAUCCACUUAAAUCUCCACCACCACGAUUUCCAUCAUCAUCUUGUACAAAUAUGGCGAAGAAAAAAAUUCUUGGAUCAGGUAAACUUGGAUCAUUAUUAACUGGAACAUCUACCAAUGUAAAUAUUAAUAACGAUAAUAGUGAUCAACAACAACAACAACAACAAUCAUCAAUAGAAUCACCUAAAAUAAUAAAAAAACCAUCACCACCAUUAACACCAACAAGACAUCGUUUAUUACAUCAGGUAUCAUUACAACAAGGACCAACACAGAAAAAAAUUCAAAUGACACAUCGACAAACAUCAGUAUCAACAAAUUAUGAAUUAAUGCAACAACCAGUUGAUCGAAUGUUAUGUUUUAUACGUCAAUUAGAAGGUGUUAAUUUUAAUAAUGCAUCUGUAACAAGAUUUUUUGAUGUUACACCAACAACAAUGACAACAACAAACACAACAACAACAACAAUGACAACGUCUUCAAGUGAUGAAUCAAAACAACAACAACAACAACAGUCACUAAAUUCAUCGCUUCCAAUUCCAUCAAAUAAUCAACAACAAACACCGAUAAGACAAUUAUAUGCACCUACAGCACAAAAUGAUAUACAACAAUUAAUUGAAGAUGUAAUUCUAGGAUUGAAAAAAGGAAAUGUUCAUUAUUUUAAUAUAUCAUGGAGUCCACCACCAGAUAAUAGUAUACAAACAAGAACAUAUACAUUACCAGCUAAUUAUAUUGAACGUUUUGGUGAAGCAGUAUUACGUACACUUAAAACAUCUAUCGAUGAACAUUGGCAAGCAAUGCAACAAUCAAUUUUUGGUCCAAUUGCACCAGGUUCUUGUUUUGAAUAUCCCGGUGAUAUUGUACGUGAAGCACAUUCACAUUUAUCAAAUUUUCGUCGUGUAAUGCGAUCAUUAGGAAUGGCACAGGCUAUUAAUCAUUCAGAUUUAGGACAUCUUCUUCAUAUUCGAGAAUUAUUGAUUGCGGAUACACAUGGUGGUAGUGGUACAACUUGUGUUGGUUCAGCUAAUACAACAAGUUCCACAAAUACUGUUACUUCUAGUUCACGUUGUAUGGCGACCACAGGUCAUCAAAGUUUUCGUCAUCAGCCAAUUAUUGUUACCGGUCGUUCUGGAUCAGGUAAAUCAACAUUAUUAGCACAGGUAUUCACUUAUGCACCAGAUUGGUUAGCCGAAAAUUCUGAUCGUGAUCAAGUGAUUCGUAUUGUUCGUCAAUGUGGUCAAAGUCCAAGUUCAAAUUUUGCAUCCGAAUUGCUUCGUAGUCUUUGUAUACAAACAUCAGUUGCUUAUGGUCUUGAAUCUCAUCUAACACGUAGUGCAUCUGCACAUGAACUAUCCGAAUUGGCUAUUUGUUUUCAGGAAUUGAUUAGAUUUCGUAAUCCUAAUGAUUGUGAUCUAUUGAUCAUAUUGGAUGAUCUUCAUCAUCUACAAUCGGCAUUACAAUCUAGUGCAUUAUUAGGUUGGAUGCCAUGGCAUCUUCCAUCGAAUGUUCAUUUUAUUUGCUCCGUUGCAUUAGAAUCUGAAUCUGUUCUAAGCAUUUUACGAUCACGUAUAUCGGCCGAAAAUUUUAUUUGUCUUGAUAAUGAUCAUCGUAUUGAUUCAUCAAAACAUUGUCAAUCUAUUUAUUCAAUGGUACAAUCAAAAUUACGUGAUGAAAAACGUACAUUGACAUCCAUUCAAUGGGAUUUUGUUCGAAAAAAAAUAAAUAAUUCUGAUCUGAUGAACAAUAACAAUAAUCAACGUACUGAACAACAGCUAGAAGCUUUAGGUGAAAUGACACCAUUAUUUGCCAAUAUAUUAGCCACAGCUGUAUUAAGCAAUUGGGAAUCAUUCUAUACACCCGAAUAUUUACCAACAAAUGUUAAUGAAUUAGUUACGACAAUUCUUGAUGAUCUCGAAGAUUGUAUUCCAUAUCAAUUAGUACGACGUAUCUGUGCCUAUUUAACUUGUACAAAAUAUGGUCUAAGAGAAGUAGAACUAUUUCAAUUAGUACAGGAAACAUUAACAGUACAAAUAUGGCCAGCCAUUUAUCAACAACAAACAAUGAAAAUGCGAACAACAAUGGCUGCAUCAUCAACACAAACCACAACAACUGAUACAUGUGCUUCAAGUGAUACUACAACUACACCGGAUCCAUAUGAUCAACCACGAUCAACAUCUUCCACAUGGAUUAUUUUGAAAUCAAAAAUGCGUCAUUUACUUAAAGAAUAUUUUGUACAAGGACAAUUAUAUUAUCAAUGGCGUAGUUCAAAAGUAGCUAAAGCUGUACAGGAACGUUAUCUAACCGAAAUAAGACAGAUUAGAGCCAUCCAUCUAGAAUUGGCAACAGCAUUCUAUAAUUCAUUCAAUGAGCUUUAUUCUUCCGGAAAAGAAUCUGAAUCAGUUCGUGAAGCUGAUGAACUAUGGUAUCAUCUUCUUUAUUCUGGAAACAAAUCUGAACUUAAAACAAAAGCAUUAUUAAAUAUCCGUUUUUUAAACACUAUUGUACAAGGUGUUUCGGUUUGUUAUUUACGAUGUAUUCUGGAUGCUGUACGAUCACAGAUACUUGAUUGGGAUAUUGAACAAUUAUAUGCUAUGCUUAAACAAUCAGUUUAUGUUGUUACACAAGAACCUAAUCAAUUACCUGUAGAGGUAUUACUUUGGCUUGUACCAUUUGCAUCGAUGGGUCAUUCACAGCAACAAUUGUCGUUGACAAAUCUGAUUAAAACAACACCAGCUAAUUUGACAAAUUUCGAUAGUGUUAAUAAACAAAAAUCACAGAAUAAAUCACAUACAUUGCUUCAUCCUACAUCAUCACUGCCAACAUCAGUAUCUGCAUCAUCAUCACCUUUAUCAUCAUCAUCAACACCAUCUAGUCAUUUAGCUGAAUUUAUACGUCAAUGUUAUCGUACAUGUGUGGAAUCAACGGAUCGACCAUUAUUAUAUCCAUUGAACAUAUGGUUAAAUUUACCUAUACCACCUCAGGUUACAAUGAUUACAAGUCCAUGGCCAUCAAUCACACGAGCUGUAUCAACACCCGAUUCACAACAUUUAAUCGUAUGCGAACAAUGUUCAUUACAUUUUUAUCAUUUACCAACAAAAACUGUGGCACGAAGUCUGGAAGGUCAUAAAUCAACGAUAACUUGUUUACAUUUAUCCACAAGCGGUAAAUGGUUAGCAACUGGAUCGGAUGAUAGUUCCGUACAUUUAUGGUAUAUUGAUGCUGAACUAAUGGAAAUCAAUGAUUGCAGAUUACGACAUAGAUUCAUUCAUCAUAGUGCAAGCGUUUUAUGUAUUACCAUUAAUCAUAUGGAAACAUUAGUAAUCAGUGGAUCGGAAAAUGGUGCCAUUUGUGCCGUAAAUCUUCAUAAUGGUACAUUAAUCACACGACUUGAACAUCAUAAAUCGAUGGUCACCUGUAUUGGAAUCAAUUCCGGGGAUGAUGUUCUUGUUUCCGGUUCAACUGAUCGUACCGUUGUAGUCUGGAGUCUUGAUUCAUUCUGUAUAUUGAAUGAAAUAUUAUUAAUGCGUCCUGUUUUACAUAUGGAUAUUUCAUUGGAUUCAACAUUUUUAUUAUUAUCAUUAGAUGAUAAUAGUUUACAGAUAAGGGCAUUAACUACCGGAACAGGUGUUCAUACACUACAGCCAUCAUUAACAAAUACGGUAACAGCCGUCGUUAGUUAUGUUCGUUUUGCCGAAGAUAAUUGUCGUUGCGUGGUCGGUUAUGCUGAUGGUCGUCUUCUUUUAUUUGAUUUACAUUCAGCACGUCAAUUGCAAACAUUAAAUGGUCACAGUGAAAUGAUAUCGUCAAUAUUACCACAGAAAGAUGAUCAUUUUCUAUUCACUAGUGGUGGUAAUAAGAUAAUCAUUUGGAAUUUCUAUCCAGUUCGACGUGUAGAUCAUACAUCAUCAGCAUUGGCCGCUGAAGGUUUAGAUCGAUCAAUACAUGAAACUAAUCUAGUUGAAUCGAUGGCCAUUAGUCAGGGUUUAUUGUCAUCAUUAAAUGAUCCAUUCAUGGAUAAUCUAUCCGGUAAAGAUAUUGGCAAAGAUUCAAAAGAAUCGGGAACUUGCGGUAGUAGUGUUGGUGGCGGUAGUGGGAGUGGCAGAACUUCACGUUCAUCAUCUGAUCGUCGUAAACAUAAAACAUCCUCAUCAUCAUCUACACAUGGAUCAUUUAGAAAAAAAGUUUCCGUUUCAACUAUCGAUAAUCAUCGUGAACCAAUUACUUGUGUUUCAGUAGCCAGAGAUGGUCAAUACAUUGUAACCGGUGGUCGUGAUUGUUUAGUGAAAAUUUGGUUAAGUGCAACGGCUGAAACACAUACAACAUUGGAUGAAAGUUCAGCACCAAUAACCUCUGUUGAUAUUUCACCAAAUAGUCAAUUUAUUGUUGCCGGUGGUGAAGAUGGACAAAUUCGUGCUUGGUCAUUGACAUUAUCAAUGUAUUUAUCGAAAUUUGGUGAACAUGCACCAAAUGCAUUGGCUACGAUAAAAAUAUUAUCGGAUAAUAAACGUACAUUAUCAGCCGAUGUACAGAAUGUAAUCAGAUUAUGGCAAGUGGAUAAUGGUAUACUGAUUAAAGUAAUUCAACAUAAAUCUAUAAACGGAUUAUUUGUUCAUGGUGGAACGUGUUUUUCUAUUGGAGGCAAGAUUGACAAUUGUCUUAAAUAUUGGCAAAUAUUUGAACCUGAAAUAGAAAAAAGUGUAUCACAUAGUGAUACGAUUACAUGUUUUACUUGUACACAUUCGGGUAAAACAUUGAUAACCGGAUCACAGGAUAUGUCAUUAAAAGUUUGGGAAACAUCAACCGGAAAAUUAACACAGGUACUUGUCGGUCAUGAAGAAGCUAUAUCAUGUGUUGCAACGGCUGCAUUAGAUGAAAUGCUUGUUGUUUCUGGUGCACAAGAUUGUAAUCUAAUUGUAUGGGAUAUGAAUACUGGAACCGAUCUAUUUACAUUGACUGGUCAUAAUGCAAAUAUUUUAGGAGUUAUAUUAACACCGGAUGCAUCAAGAGCUUUAUCAUAUUCUGAAGAUAAUACAUUACAAUUAUGGGAUAUUCGAGAUAAUGGUGUUCGAUUAUCAAUGUUGGAUGUUCAUCAUAAUAUUUCGCAUGUAUAUUCAUCAUUAACCGUUACUUAUCUAGCCGUAUGGCUUGGAUCAAGUUCACAUAUUUUGCCCAUUAUAAAACAUCAUAAUAAUUCAUCACAACAUAUUACCGUAGAAUUACCGGCCGUUGGAACACCAGUAUCAUCAGCAGCUGAGGAAAAAUCUUCCGCAUGGUUACGAGGUUUAAUUGGACCAUCAUCACGAUCGAAUGCUUCAGUUUUAGCUUCCAGAACCUUAAAACGUGAACAAUCAUUUGAUUCAUUUUAUUUUGAACAUAUGUUACAUCGUGGUCAAAGUGUGGAUGAUUUUAGAAAAAUUGGUGCUGCAGGUUUAGGUGGUGUUGCUAGUUUAGCAUCACCAUUCGGAUCACGUGAACAAUUAUGGACAGGACACCAGGAUCAAGAUUCAAAUAGAACAAUUGAUCGUGUUGGUUCAACAACCAGAUCACGAAUGAUAUCAAAACUACGUAAUAUUGGACCAAAAAAUAAAAUGUUGAAAAAACAACAAAGUAUGUUUGCCUGUUUUCCUGAAUUUACUGGAAAAACAGUUACCGCUUCAGGACAAGGAUCUGUCCAGGAUUCUGGUUUAUCACAACAGGUUAAUGGUGCUAUUGGUAAAAAAUUAAUACCCGGAUCUAAGACGAAAAUCUUUCCCGUUAUCGGUUCGGAUCGAUCAUCCACAACAAUAGGAACAUCGACAACAACAACAACAACAACAACAUCAUCACGAACAGCAAUAGGAUCAAGAACUGGUUCACAGGAUAAAAAUGAUGAUGAUAUGGAUUCAAUGUUAAUGAUGAAAUCAAAUAUUGGCCAAAAUGAUCAAUUUAUUAAUUUGGUAAAAGAUUCUUCUAUUUGUCGAAUAAUUUGAUAAAUUGAAUAACAACGUUCAAAUUUCAAUAAAGCAAUAAAAAAACAUAUCGAUAAAAAAAAAUGAUUGCAAAAAACAUCAACAAAACAAGCAAUACACAAUCAUCAUCACACUAUUACCAACACUUCAUAUUUAUCUCUUUUCCUUUCUUUUUCAUUCGGUCAUUGAUCCAAAAAAAACAAAAACCAAUCCAAAAAUGCCUUAGAUACAAAAAUAAUAAUAAUAACUUUGAAAAACCUU